ACGUGUCUUUAGAUCGUGAGGUGCAGGGAAAACUGGGAGUCGAAUAUCAACAAGAAGUAAAGGGAGAGUGUAAAUGCAGUGUACUGUCAAAUAACGUUAAAUUUGGGGCAGUUUCGCGUCAUCUGUUGUAAAUAUUUCACAAAGUCGUCCAAUCCGAUCGAGACACGGGUGUUACAGAUGUUUUUAGUCUUUUUUUCUAAUUUCGCCAUCUAGCGUAGCUGGACUGAAACUGCCAGCAGACGUAAAAAUCAUGUAAUAUUUGGGUCCGCAACUUCACCGAUUCGAAAGGCAAAAUGCGGGCAUUCCUAUUAACUCUGGGUAGUGUAGUGCUCACUACCGCAGUUAUCGGUAAUGCAUAUUACCAGAAGAAGCAGUUUUACCCCUCCGUGGUCUAUUUAACCAAGUCAAAUCCCAGCAUGGCGAUCAUUUACCUUCAAGCCUUCGUAAUGGUGAUACUGACCGGAAAGCUGAUGCGAAAAGUCUUCUUUGGCCAGCUGAGGGCUGCAGAAAUGGAGCACCUCAUUGAGCGGUCAUGGUACGCCGUCACCGAGACCUGUCUGGCCUUCACGGUCUUCAGGGACGACUUCAGCCCGAAAUUUGUGGCCCUCUUUACGUUGCUGCUCUUCCUCAAGUGUUUCCACUGGCUGGCAGAGGAUAGAGUCGAUUACAUGGAACGAAGUCCCAUCAUAUCUUACAUCUUCCAUUUGAGAGUCGUUGCGCUGUUACUUCUCCUGGGUUUCCUCGACUACGCUUUCGUGGCUCACGCGUACCACACCACACUCACGAAGGGAGCGUCUGUGCAAGUCGUAUUUGGAUUCGAGUACGCCAUUCUGCUCAGCAUUGUGGUAAACAUCUACAUCAAGUACUUUCUGCACACGAUGGAUCUCCACAGCGAAAAUCCGUGGGAGAACAAGGCUGUGUACCUGCUGUACACCGAGCUGGUCGUCAGCUUCAUCAAGGUCGUCCUGUAUCUGACCUUCAUGGCAAUCAUGAUCAAGAUUCAUACAUUCCCUCUGUUUGCAAUCCGUCCAAUGUAUCUCAGCAUGAGGGCUUUCAAGAAGGCCUUCAACGACGUGAUCAUGUCUCGACGUGCCAUCAGGAACAUGAACACAUUGUAUCCCGACGCGACGGCGGAGGAGCUGGCCUCGGCUGACAAUGUCUGUAUCAUCUGCCGGGAGGAGAUGGUAGGCGGGGGCAACAAGCGUCUGCCCUGCAGCCACAUCUUCCACACGGCCUGCCUGCGCUCCUGGUUCCAGCGCCAGCAGACCUGCCCCACCUGCCGCAUGGACGUGCUGCGGCACCCGCAGGCGGCCGCCGCACCCUCGCCCCAGGUGCCCCACCCGGCGGCCCCCAACGCACAGCCGCCCCAGCCGCAGGGGGCGGUGCCCCCCGUGGCCUUUGCUCAGUGGCCCGGGCUGGCCGGUCUUCCACUGUUUCCCCCGUUUCAGCAGAUGCAGCAGCAACUUUAUCAGCACCAACAGCAGCAGCAGCAACAGCAGCAACAACAACCAGGUGCGGCGGCAGGGGCAGCAGCAUCGUCAUCAGCAGCAGCAGCAGCAGCAGCGGGAGGCCCUUCGGGCACGGGUCAGCCGACUGCCGGGGCAAGCGCGGCUUCCUCGAGCAGCACGGCAGCGGCACCAGGAGUGGGCACCCCUUUCCUCCUACCACCCUUCUUUCCGCUGUUUCUGCCGCCUCCGCCUCCGGUGCCCCCGGAGGGCCUAGAGAGCCUCUCCGCGGAAGAGCUCAACGCCAUGGAGGGCCAGGAGCGAGAUAAGGUGGCAGCUCGCAUCCGCUGCCUCCGCAACAUCCAGACACUGCUGGACGCCGCCGUGCUGCAGCUGCAGCAGUACAGCACCACAGUGGCCAGAGAAACAAUGAACGAGCCACAGCAACCAUCCCAGCGGCCUUCCAGCGACUCUUCUACGAGAGAAAGCGCCGCGGCAGAUGCGCCUGCCACGGCCGACGCCAGCCCUCCAGAGGCGAAGCAGCGCAGCCACGAAGCGGUUGACAGCCAGGAGGGAGACGACCCCAACGCGGAGGUGCGCCGGCGGCGCCUCCAGAGGUUCUCCCAGGGCCCCGUGCCCAACGGAGUGUCUAGUCCCGAGCUCGGAAGCUCAGAGAGCGGCCACGACCACACCAACGGUCACCAGCACUGAAUCACCAGCGAGGAGAGAGGGGGACGACAAUGCGGGUCACCGCUACCCUCCUUCCGCACCUCGGUUCCCUCUCCCAACCCCACAAAAAUUCCUCCCUCUCCCCAGCCCCUCCGACGUGGGACGCAAAGCGAGCUAGCUAGUUUCUCUUUUUUUUUUCGUCUGGGAAGAAAAGCUGCACCUUUGCCGUUUCCUUCUUUCCCGUGUGUGUGAGUGUUUGGACUUCCCUACCGCCCCUUGGCACCCUCUUUUCCCUCUCCCCGUUGCUGGCACGUGGUCGGGGCCGACGGAAGCGACAGGGGGACGAGUCGAGGACAAAGAGACAAAAGUGUUCUUACCUAUUGUACAGAUCUUGUAUAAAAAGCUUUACGAGUGGAGAAAAAAAGGAAAGCCCCGGAUUGUUAGAGACAUUCCUUUUCGAAGAAAGCGUAUAAAUAAAGUGCACUCAAUCGCCA
Molecule: messenger RNA, 2608 nt
Organism: Ixodes scapularis (black-legged tick)
Lineage: Eukaryota; Metazoa; Arthropoda; Arachnida; Ixodida; Ixodidae
Product: E3 ubiquitin-protein ligase synoviolin
Exons: 14
Coding region: 294-2156 (620 amino acids)
Cellular component (GO): cytoplasm
Source: RefSeq, a predicted model, not a curated record